Cryptomeria japonica (Japanese cedar) is the source of this 375-nucleotide messenger RNA. RefSeq lists its product as uncharacterized. Gene Ontology annotation, biological process: pantothenate biosynthetic process. The record is from RefSeq and is a predicted model, not a curated record. The transcript is spliced from 2 exons. Gene Ontology annotation, molecular function: 3-methyl-2-oxobutanoate hydroxymethyltransferase activity. Lineage: Eukaryota; Viridiplantae; Streptophyta; Pinopsida; Cupressales; Cupressaceae. The coding region runs from base 1 to 375 and encodes 124 amino acids.
AUGGUUAUAGCUUAUGAUUAUCCAUCAGCAGAUUCAGCUGGAAUCGUGGUGCAUGGGGCAAGGCGAUCCCUUCUUGUUGAUGAUUUGCCAUUUGGAAGCUAUGAAAAGAGCAUAGAGCAGGCAAUGGGAUCUGCAAUCAAGAUAUUGAAGGAGCGUGGCUAUGGAGGGUAUGAUAUUUUCCAUGGCAGAGGGCUUUUGAGAGAGGCCGCGAGAGGGUUCUAUUUACAGAGGUGGCGAUCUUUACAAUGGCAGCAUGGUCUUGGAGGGGCCGCGGAUGAUAGCGGGGCCACCCGCAGUGGCUCUGCGACCAUGGAUGAUAGCAGGGCCACCCGCAGCGGUGCCGUGGGUGCCAUUGCAGGUCGUGGCCUGCAGUGA